GCAAAGAGGAGAAAGAUCUCCGCAGUAAAGUCCCAUCUGCUCACCUGAGAGCAGCAUCAGGACACUCUGCUGCUCUCCUUCUCCUUCUUCUCCUCCUCCUUCUCUGGACAUGGAGCUGCUGGACCAGCCUGGUUCUGCUCUGAGGAGAUGAAGGUUCUUGGGUUGGGAGGAGGUUCUUCAGAGAUGUGGCGUCUGGUUCUGUUGGCGUUUGGAGCGGCGCUGCUGUCGGAAGCCGCCAGUUCUGCCGGUUCUGGACGGUCGGUGGACGAGUUGGACCAGCUGACGUUCAGGAGACACUCAGUGGUGACUCGGAGGAGAAGGAACAUCCUGUUCCCCAGCGGAGUGGCGCUCUGCAACCAGGAGACCUUCGACCAGGCCGCCGCCAACCACCUCAGCUACUUCCACCUCAGAGUGUGUCAGGAGACAGUGUGGGAGGCCUUUAAGAUCUUCUGGGAUCGUCUACCGGAGCGUGAUGAGUACCAGCGGUGGGUCGGACGCUGCAUUGACGGCUCCGUCAGCGUCCAUGACAUCGGCAGCUUCUUCAGCCAAUCAGAGGAGCACGUCAGCCUCAUCAGGAGCAGGGUUGCCAUGGCAGCGGCGACGAACAGUGUGACCCAAUCCUCAGGUCCUCCGCCCUGCAGCUCUGAGAUGUCCAGCGUCCAAUCAGAAGCCUCGCUGAGCGGCUCUCUGCCAGAUGAAGACAUCUUCGGACCAGAGACCAUCACCACCGAUCAUGAAGGCCUUCUUCCGGGCUACGAGGUCACUGCUCGGUUCCCAGACUCGCUCUUCACUGAGGUUCCUGAGGACUUAACCGCCGAUGCUGGUGGACAAGCUGAAGAUGUCCUGGAGGCUUCACGAAGCCCAGCUGGGGUUGCUGAGGUUCUAAGCAUUGUUGAGGAUGGUGGACCUUCUGAUCAGACGGAUCAGGAGGACAGACCUGUUCCAGAUACGACAGAACACAGUGAGAUCUUUGAGAGUUCACCUGGAGAUGUGGGCGUUCCUGAUCCUCAGCUGAUUCAUGAGGUCAGCCCCAGAGGUGAGGAGCCUCCGUCAGAGGUUGUAGCUCAGGAGUUCACCACAGAAAGUUCUGUUGUGGUUCUACCAAAGCCAACCACAGCAGCAGAAACAGAAGCUGCCACGCUGGAGGAAACAGGGCAGGAAGAACCUCCAAAAAAGACUGCUGAGGUUCCUUCAGAAGUCCUGCUAGAACCGAUCCCUGAGACGACGGUCACAGCCGAGGUGGGACCAGAAGAAUCUCCAACCUUCACUGAGAACGUUGUAGAAGAACCAACUGAGGAUGCACCAAAGCCGGUGGAUGAAACACCACCUCCAAAUCCUGAACCCACUGAGGCAGGAACUCUUGAGGAACCUGAAGGAAACAUACAAACGGAACCAGCAGAACAUCCGUCAGGAGCUGCUGUGGAGGAGUACCGAGAAGAAUCUGAAGUCAGGACAGAAGCAGCUGCAACUGUGUUCCUCAUGACAGAUCCAGAAGAAGAAACUGAAGUUCUCGUAAAUGUGACUCCAGAACAAGAAUCUGUCGUAGAACCAGAAGUUCCUUCCAGAGCUUCCAUUCUGACGACAACCAUGAAGAUAGAAGGUAGUGAAGACAGUGGAGAGGAGGGGGUUCCUUCAAAGCCUGCUGAGAUCUUUGAUGCUAUCGAUGUCCCUGAGGAUGUUCCACAAGUAGAGGAACCGCAACCCAAGGAACCGCAACCUGAGGAACCGCAACCGGAGGAACCACAACCUGAGGAACCACAACCUGAGGAAACACAACUCGAGGAACCACAACCUGAGGCACCACAACCUGAGGAAGAAGAAACCGUAGAAUCCACAGGAAAUACAGAUGAAGAGCUGAAAGUGGAAGUCCAACAUGAAGAUCAGAGAACCGACGUAAAAGAACCAACUGAGACUGUUACUGGAGAAGAACCUGUUCAAACAGAAAAACCACCAGAGGAACCAAUAACAGUGGAGAACACAGGAGAAACCACAACAGAACCAGUAGAGGCUGCAGGAGAAACACCAAUCAGUGAAGAAGAACCUGUAGAGAACAUAAAAGAAACAGAGGAGGAACCAUUGGCAGCUACAAGAGAACCUGCUGAGGCUGAAGAUACUGUUACGGUACCAACAGAACCUGUAGAGGAGGAAGGAGGAGAACCGGAACCUGCAAAAGAAACCGUAGAACCUACAGGAGUGGCCGUAAAGGAAGCUGGACCUACAGAUGAAACUGCAAAGAAGACAGAACCCACAGUAGAAUCAAAGCCCACAAUAGAACUAGAACCCACAAUAAAACCAGUACAGGAACUUAUAGAAGACACUAAAACAAUAGCAGAACCGACUCAAGAACUGGAAACUGUAGAAGAAUCUGCAGAAAAAUCUGAUCCUGUAGGAGAACCAGUGACAGAGGCAGAACCCAUAGAAGAACCUGUGGAGGAGUUGACAGAACCCACCAGAGAACCAGUACAAGAAUCAGAGCUCACCAGAAAACCAGUACAGGAAGUAGAACCCCCUAAAGAACCAGCACAAGAACCAGAACGCACGAGGGAACCAGUUCAAGAACCAGACUUCACCAGAGAACCAGUACAGGAAAUAGAACCCACGCAAGAACCAGCACAAGAACCAGUAGAAGAAUCCACAGAAGGAACAAAAGUUAUAGAAGAUACGGCAGGAAAAAUAGAACCCACGAGAGAACCAGCACAAGAAACUGAUUCUGUGGAAGAACCCAAAGAAAAGUCAGAACCUGCAGGAGGAUCUGAAACAGAAGCAGAACACAAAGUAGAACCUGAUGAAGAUCAAACCCAUCUGGUCGGAACAUCUGAAGAUAAAACACAAGAAUCAACCGGAAGGGGAACGUAUGAGGAGAAAGAAGAUGGAACUUCUGAGGAUCUAGAUGAGAGAACAGAGGAGGAAGUUGGUUUUGGAGAACCAGAAGCAGACGGAACCAUGGCAGAAGCUGAAGAAGACGUUCUAGAAGAGAUCACUCCGGUUGUUGUUGUGGUUCCAGAAGACACUGAGGGAUUAAUGCCGGGGAUUGAGGAGGAGGUGAAAGUUCUACCAGAAAGUCCAGAGGAGACCCAGGAACCCGAACCUACAAAACCCAGACAUGUUCCUGAGGAAGGAACCGUCUCUGAGGCUCCUACAGAAGAUGACCUCCAUACAGGGAAGGUUCCAGGGGUAGAACCCACCGAGAAGGAGGAUGGAGGUCCAGGUGAGGACCAGGAAGCUCCUCCAGCGGUUGAAGGAACCGUGAUGGAGCCUCCAGCAGAAGAACCUCCAGAACCCGCGGUGGAGGAGGCCACGGCCAGUUCCUCUCUGGAGGCCACCACCAAGUACGUGGUGGAAUACAACAAUGGGAACUUCCCCGACCUCCAGGGACCCGACGACUUCCUGGGGAACAACGGCUUUGACUGGGACGACCAGAACUCGAUCGGGAACGAGAUAGACGAGGCCCUGCCGUGGCCCCCGAGGCCCCUGAAGGACCAGCUGGUGGAGCUGAGCAUCCGGCUGAGAGGAGAAACUUACAACGACGCUCUGAGAAACCCGAGCAGCUCCGAGUACCAGAAGUUAGCCAGACACUUCAGUAGAAGGAUUGAAGACGCCUUCGAUCGUCUGCCGGGAUUCAAGAAGGUUCACAUCGUGGAGUUCAGGCCUCAGAAGGACCUGGAACGGGGUCUGGUGGUCCUGGUCCACUACACCAUCACCCUGGAGGUGGACGGCGGCGGCAUCGCCAACGACACGCUGGACUUCAUCUCGCUGCAGAACAACCUGGUGGAGAAGAACUUCCCGGGCGCCGCCGAGCAGCCCACCGUGGUCUACACCAUCACCGACUUCCGCAACUACAUCACCGAGGCGCUGCACAAGGACAACUUCAUGACCAACAGCAGCCUGGAGGCGGCCGACCCCCUGCUGCUGGAGAACGCAGAGAACUCGCUGCCAGCAGAGAAACCCACGAGUCGACCAGCCGACACCUUCAACAACAUGGAUAACGUCCUCGCUGCAGAGAAGCCUCCUGAUGCUCCGAUCCACGAGGCGGACGAUGGAGACGCUUUCCUGAAGAAGGACGACUUCCUGUUCGACCUGUUCGACCAAUGGAAGGUCCCGCAGAGCGAGGCGGCCAGCGAGAACGACGUCUUCAUGUUCGACGAGAGCGUCAACGAAUUCCCAGCAAAGACCUUUGACCCGGAGACUCUGGACAAGAAUAGUGGACAUAUUGAAGACGAGGGAUUCCUGCUCGGUAACUCUGCUGGUGGUGGAGACGAUCCUCCCCGAGGAGACCAUGUGGUUGGUUCCGGAGGCUUAUCUCCUCCUCUGGAACCUCAAACCUCCUCGGAGGCCUCGCUGGACGAUGGUUCCGGCUCCGGGUUCUCUGGAGACGGCCAAUCUGAUGUCUGGUCCUGGUGGACUUCACCGACGUCCGAUGGUGUCUUUUAUGAGGGGGACGGAGGCCUGGAGGUUCUACCACCGCCUGAUCUGGAGGAGGACGAAGACGAGGUCGCUGCUGAGUCACCAACCACCGAGACAGAAGUUCUGAUUGGACUAGAACUCACUGAGACACCUGGUUUUAUAGAACCACUUCCAGACAGACACAUCGAGGAACCUUACCCGGAUCAAGUUCUGGUAACACCACACAUCAGCACAGAGCCACGGUUCUCGACCACAACCCAGCCUCCCGUGUUCUCGCCCAGAGGAACCUUGGCUGUAGAACUUUCUGUGCAGACAGUGGAAGCAUCCGGGGUCUAUGACGACUGGACCGAACCAAACACCCCGGCGGUGCCAGUUGCGGAUUUUUCUGAACCUGAAGCUUGGACCCUGGAUGCUGCUAUUUUUGCGGAACCAACUGAUUCAGCCGUGAACCUUCCAGAAACCCUGGAGGAAUCAGAAGAACCUUCCGAAGCAGCAGUGCAGCUUCCAGCAGUUACAUCUGAAGUCCCUCAAGGCCCUGAUACCAGCGCUCCCUUAACCGAAGAGUUGCCGGCCUUUGUAGAAGUCCAGGUGGUCACAGUUGGUGAUUCUAGUUUUGAUGCAAUCACCGACGAGCCGCCACAUCUGGACGUACCGACGGAAAAAAAAAAACUGCUGCUGCCAGAGACACGAGACCAUGAAGAGGUGGAGGUUUUGGAGGAGCAGCACAUAGAUGGAACUCAUACAACAACAGCACCGGUGGUUGAGGCCAUAGACGAGGACCUGAUUGUGGAUGAAGUCAUGGUCGUCACCACGAUGACCGCCGCCCCUCGUCCAACUCCCUCUGUCAGCCCCGACCACGGCAGCAGCAUCGCUCUGUCUCCAGAGAAGGACUCACCGUUCACUCGAGUGUCGGAUUCGUUGCCAGAGGACGAGGAUCUGGUUCACCAUGAACACCCAAACCAUGAGGACACUACUGAAUGUCCAAUCAGCACUCCAUCCUCAGAUGUUCCUCAGUCAACACCAGAAACUGAAGGGACUCCUUCAGAAGAGUCUCCUGGUUCUUCAGCACCAGACGGAGACUCAGGUGUGACUUUGACGGAUCCUUCAGAAGGACAAGUCGGCAGCGACGUCGUUGAAACGCCGACUUCUUUGCUACAGGAAGUCAACAGCAGCCUUCCUGUGACCGACUUUCAGUCUUUUGACCACGAAUUCCCCGGUGUGCCGAGCAUCGACGUCAGCUUCGAUUUGUUCCCGUACGGCAGCGUGGCGGCUGAAGGCGACAGCAGCGGCUUCUCCAGCGGAGCUCAGGGGUCGGACCUGGAUGUCAUGGCCUUACCAACCCGACCUGGCAGAGCUCUGACGGUGUUCUUCAGCCUCAGGGUCACCAACAUGGCCUUCUCCAUGGACCUCUUCAACAAGAGCUCCCCGGAGUACAAGGCUCUGGAGCAGCGGUUCCUGCAGCUGCUCGUCCCGUACCUCCAGUCCAACCUGAACAACUUCCAGAAUCUGGAGAUCCUCAACUUCAGGAACGGCAGCAUUGUGGUGAACAGCAGGAUGAGGUUCGGCAAACCGGUUCCCAGCGGGGUGACCAACGUCAUCUACCUGAUCCUGGAGGACUUCGCCAACACCGCCUACCAGACCAUGAACAUGGCCAUCGACAAGUACUCGCUGGAUGUCGAGUCAGGCGACCGGGCCGACCCCUGUAAGUUCCAGGCCUGUAACGAGUUUUCCCGCUGCAUGGUGAACCGCUGGUCUGGAGAGGCUGAGUGCGUUUGUGAUGCUGGCUACGUGAGCGUGGACGGGCUGCCGUGUCAGAGCGUCUGCGACGUCCAACAUGACUUCUGCCUCAACGACGGGAAGUGUGACAUCAUCCCCGGCAAGGGCGCCAUCUGCAGGUGCCGAGUUGGGGAGAACUGGUGGUACCGCGGGGAGCACUGCGAGGAGUACGUGUCUGAGCCGCUGGUGGUCGGCAUCGCCAUCGCCUCGGUGGCCGGCUUCCUCAUGGUGGCGUCGGGCAUCAUCUUCUUCCUGGCGAGGACGCUGCGAGACCAGUACGACGGGGAGGACACGGAGGACCCGCUGCGGCGGGGCGACAGCGUGCCGACACUCGAACGCGCCACAAAGUUCAACCCGAUGUUUGAAAGCGACCCGGUCACCACGCAGUACUACCGUCGCUAUGACGACGAUGUGCCGCCCUACAGCAGCCCAGACGCCUCCAAAGACCCCAGCAGCACCGAGAUUCGCAACAUCUACCAGAACACCACGCUGACCAAAGAGGAGAUCCAGGAGCGUCUCAGGAUCAUCGAACUUUGUUCCAGAGAUCAGAACUUUGCUGAUUUUGUGCGACAGACUCAAGUGUUCCUAGAGAGGAGAGGAAGUUCCACCACGUAGCCGACUGACCGACGCCACCUCCAGAUGCUGCCUUGGUCUCGGACUGGAGGAAAGACGAGGACUCGGGUCGCUGCUUCCCGUCGACUCGGCCGCAGGUGAAGCUGAUGGACGGUUAGAGUUACUUGUUGCUCCAUUUCUUCUGGAACUGACCCUGCACUGGGCUUGGCCUCUUUUCUUACUGGACUUUUCCUAUAAAUGUUGUUUCUGUUUGUUUUGGAUGAACUUUUUAUCUCCACUGCUGGAACCUCUGUCUUACACUCUCUGAAGGACUUCCUGCUUUCAUCUUCAGCUUUAACUCAAGGGUUUCUGUUUGCGUCCCGACCUGGCCGUGGCUGCCGUCCUCCAGGAAACAUGUCUGAGAUGUUGGAGGGUUCCAGCUCUUCUUGGCGUGUUUCCUCCGGAUGGCGGCGACCGGCAGCGCUGCUCCCCCCAGUGCCUUCACCGCUCUGUUAGCUCUUCUGGGAAACGACAAGUUGAAUCUCAGAGCCCUUGAUCUGCAUCUGCUUCCUUUCAAUCUGGGAUCAGUCUACUUUCUGCUUCCUCUUCUGCUGUACCUUCACCUGUUCUCCAAUGUUUACAUUUCUGUUUACAUGAAGGGUAGAACUUGUGUCUUGUCUUCAGAUCCUUUAAACUUCCAAAGGUUCCCACAGGUUCCUGGUUUUUAUUCUAACAACAGAUUGGUUCUGGUCCUUCCUGAGAUCUGCUGAUUCCUGAUGUCCAAUCAGAAUACCGCUAGAAAAUGCUUUAGAACAUCCAAACAAAGACCUGAGACUUCCCCUAAAUACUGAAACCACAAUUCUCAGUUUUUUAAAAGAUAUUAUUUUGUGUUUUUAUGUUGAACAUCUUUUUACACAGCUCUCUGAGAUGUUAACAUCCAGGACAAUCCAACAAAUCUAAACCUCGUCCACCGGACAGCCUGCUAGAACCUCUAAACAUUCUGUUGUUUUCAUUCCUGGACGCUUCUUUGCUUGUCGUUGUUCUAUUUGCUUUUAUAUUUAAACUCAGACAGCUCGAGUGCAGGUGGUUCAUAUCUGCAGGUUUUUAAUGUGGCACCACUUAAAAACCUCUUAAUACCUCUUACCACCAGUUAUUAUCUUGUUCCAACCAGUUAUCUUGCUCCAACCAGUUGUUAUCUCAUUCCAACCAGGUCCAGGCGCCACCACUGGGGCAGUGGUGGCGCAACGGUUAAGUCUCUGAACUACUGAUCAGAAGGUCAGAGGUUCAAGCCCCGAUGCGGCCACUGUUGGGCCCUUGAGCAAAGCCCUUAACCCUUCCUGCUCCAGGGGGCGCUGUACCGCGGCUGACCCGUCGCUCUGACUCCCUCAAUUGGGGAGAUAUGCGAAAAUCAGAAUUUCCCCUCGUGGGAUUAAUAAGGGAUGAUAAAUAAAUAAAUAAAAUUAUCUCGUUCAAACCAGGUACUAUCUCGUUCCGACCAGGUAUUAUCUUGUUCCAACCAGUUAUCUCGCUCCAACCAGUUGUUAUCUCAUUCCAACAAAUUAUUGUCUUGUUCGGACAAGGUAUUAUCUCAUUACAACCAGUUAUUUUCUUGUUCCAACCAGGUAUUAUCUCGUUCCAACCAGGUAUUAUCUUGUUCCAACCAAUUAUUAUCUCAUUCCAACAAGUUAUUAUCUUGUUUGGACCAGGUAUUAUCUCAUUCCGACCAGAUAAUUUCUCAUUCCAACCAAUUAUUACCUCAUUCCAACCAGAUAUUAUCUCGUUACGAGCAGGUAUUAUCUCGUUUGAACCAGUUAUUAUCUCGUUCCAAAAAGCAACCCAGCAGAUGUGAACCCUGCAGCCGGUAAAAGCUUCUGUGAGACUUUAACUACUUGAACUCUGUGUGGAGUUGAUGUGGUAGAUGUUUGGUAGCAGUCUGUGGUGUGUUCAGGUGUCUGUGGUGUGUUCAGGUGUUUGUGGUGUGUUCAGGUGUUGUCGUCGCUGUUUUCUAUUGUGUUCUCUCAGUUCUAGUGGAGGAGAGAACACUCUUUUCUAAAAUAAAAGAUAUUUU
This is a messenger RNA of Amphiprion ocellaris (clown anemonefish), 8800 nucleotides long. RefSeq names its product interphotoreceptor matrix proteoglycan 2b (gene impg2b). The transcript is spliced from 21 exons. Gene Ontology annotation, molecular function: hyaluronic acid binding; heparin binding. Lineage: Eukaryota; Metazoa; Chordata; Actinopteri; Pomacentridae. Bases 148 to 6795 code for a protein of 2215 amino acids. Gene Ontology annotation, biological process: visual perception. The record is from RefSeq and is a predicted model, not a curated record.